AUGGCCUCGCUGCGGACAGCAUCCACCUCGGCCUUGCGACACAUCGUCUCAUCGACCUCCUCCUCCUCCUCCUCCUCGCAGCUGACAUGCUGUUCUGCAGCAACAGCAGCAGCAACAGCAGCAGCAGCAGCAGCCGCGCCGUCGACGGUCUCGAUCCGACGUCGCAACCUGCACCAGCGCGUUCCCCUGCCGUACCAGCUCGAACACGGCCUCGAACCGUUCCUCUCCCCGACCGCACUCAGGACGAUCGCCGUCGACUGGCAGCAGGGCGUGCUGACCCAUCUGAAUGAGCUCGUGCGAGGUCAGUCGGCCCCUUCCACAAAUCGAGCGAGUCGUCCUGUCGAUUCCCAGCCGGCUGAGCGCGCAUCGUCUCCCUCUCAUUUCCCCUCUUGCCUCUCCUUCCGCAUCCAUCCUGACCCGCCACAGGCACAACCGUAGAGAAUCAGACCGUACUGCAAACCGUCAAGCAAACAGCCGCCAACCCAGAACAGGUCCUCGCCUUCAACUAUGCCUCCGAGGCGCUCAACAACAGCUUUUUCCUCUCCACCUUGGUCAGUUCCUCAAUGCCCCCCCCCCCAAGCUUCCUCGUUACUUCCCCACCGUCACUGACUGUCUCGUCUCCUUCCCGGCCCCUUCUAGACUCCGAAACCGACACCGCCUUCCCCUUCUUCCUCCUUUUCUCUCUCGCUCGCAUCGACCCCGCUGCGCGACAUGGCCGGCCUCAUCUCCCACUUCUCGGCCCACGUCGCCGGUCUGCACCCUUCGUCCGGCUCCUACGUCUGGCUCGUCACCGACGCCUCGGGCAACCUCGGCGUCGUCGGCACCUACGCCGGAGGAACGCCCUUGGUCCACCAGCGAUCCCAAGUCGGCCGGAUCGAAGGACCGCGAGUGCUCGGUGAAGCUUUACCCGCACCCAAAACCGACGGAUCGUCAUCCUCUGCGACUUCAUCGACGUCUUCCGAACCCCAAUCGGCAUGGGGUACGGUCCCACCUUCGAACAAGACGCGUUCGAAUCCGAACGCGACCUCGAACUUGUUGAGCGCGGGCGCGUACACGGCCUCGAUCAGCCAGGGUCAACUCGGCAAGACGAUCCACCCCUUGUGCUGCAUCUCGACCCACGAGCAUUGCUACCUCCACGAUUACGGCGUGUGGGGGAGAGAGGAGUACGUCAAGAACUGGUGGGGUCAGGUCGAUUGGAGGAAGGUCGAGGAGAGCUAUCAGGGCUUCAAGGCCGAGAAGAACGAGAGGUAG
Molecule: messenger RNA, 1251 nt
Organism: Microbotryum saponariae
Lineage: Eukaryota; Fungi; Basidiomycota; Microbotryomycetes; Microbotryales; Microbotryaceae
Source: the annotation of a GenBank genome assembly